Ooceraea biroi (clonal raider ant) is the source of this 2734-nucleotide messenger RNA. RefSeq names its product mediator complex subunit 17 (gene MED17). Gene Ontology annotation, biological process: regulation of transcription by RNA polymerase II. NCBI's taxonomy places the organism in Eukaryota, Metazoa, Arthropoda, Insecta, Hymenoptera, Formicidae. Gene Ontology annotation, molecular function: transcription coregulator activity. The record is from RefSeq and is a predicted model, not a curated record. Gene Ontology annotation, cellular component: core mediator complex; mediator complex.
UAAUCUCCCGAUGUGCACGCCGUGCCCGCACGAUCCGUGCGUAACGCCACGGGAGAAAUUCGCCGCCCGUCGCAUUCCUUCGUACGUCGAUUAAUAUCGCAGAGAGCCGCGUGCGUGCGUGUGUGUGUGUGUGUGAUCGCUGUAUCCUGUUGCUGCAUGUAUACAUAUGUCAUACAAGACUCUCGUAAGUUGCUACGAGAGUCGGUCUUCCGUGCUCGACGAUCGUAGCGAUCAUCGUUGCUCCGUACGGUCGUUCGAGGAUCGCUCUAAUCCAGCUGCAGAUUGUUCGGGUCUGUUCAUCUCGACUGUGCCCGCGAACAUCCUCUGCGUUAGGAGUGAAGUAGAUCCGCCUUGCAUUUGAUAGGGGGAGCGAGAGAAGAAAAGUAGGAAAUGCGACUAGAAGAACAAACCCGACAGAAGAGCCCAUUGGAAUUUUGAGGGAUUCACGUGUUUUGAUGUCCAGCGGUCCACGAACACAUAUUUUUAAUGUCGAGAUAUUUGCAGCGCGCAUUUUCGGCUUGUGCGCUUCGAAAACUUGAAACGUUUCGUCAUCCAUGUCAUGAGAAUGCGGCAUUAUUUCAUAUAGACGUAACCUAAGACCAGUAUUCAUAUAGUAUACAUAUGACAACAACAACAGGCAACAACAAUGGCGUAUUCCGUGAACAUAUCCGUGGAGGCGCCGAUCGAGAACCAGAUUCAGGAAAUUACUUACGAUGGCCAAGAAAUUUACCAAGCACCACUCACACUGUCUGAGAACUUGGCAAAGAUCGCUCAGAGGAUCGACUUCAGCAAAACAAAUGGUGAAGAGGUAAAGAAGGAGCAGUUAGAGGGUGGAGAAAAGGGCGAAGAGGAUUCGAAGGAUUCUGCUUCGUUUCAGUCCUCCUUGUGGCCAUGGGAUAGUGUUAGGAAUAAAUUAAGGAAUGCUUUGACAGAAGUUUGCGUAUUGGCUGACGUACUUGCAAUAGCUAAAGAGAGAAAUUACAUGGUGUUAGAUCCAGUACCUCAGGAUACGAUCGAACAGAAAUCCAUGGCACAAGUGUACGCCAGGAAAAAGGCACUGGCGGGUGCGGCAAAUGUUCUCAUGAACGGUGCUGACAGAUUACGAAAUUGCCAAACCGAACUAGCUAGAACUAGAUCCACCCCUGACUUCCACAUCGAAUUGUUAAGAUUACGGCAAAAUUGGCGUUUGAAGAAAGUCUCGAACUCUAUCAUCGGAGACCUUAGUUAUCGAACUGCUGGCUCAAAGUAUACGCAAACGGGCAUGUUUGAAGUCACCAAAGCUGAGGAAGAAGAAAAAAAUAACACCAGUCCGCCAGCGUCUCCUAAUGCUGGUAGCAACGUGUCGGGGCAGUCUCACGGCCCUUCAAACGCAAAAGCCUCUGCGCUACGCGUGACUAUACCUAGUGAGCUGCAGGGCGUAGCCUACAUUGAAGUAUUAUGCCAGAAAGAUCAAGAGGAUUUGUGUAACGCGAACAUAAGCCUGCUCAAUAGUAGUACGAAUAAUUCAAAUGCUGACAUGCAUUGGCAACAGAAACUGGAGGCUGCACAGAACGUCCUAUUUUGCAAGGAACUGUUUAGUCAAUUAGCGCGCGAGGCAGUGCACUUGCGCGCACCUAUACCUCAUAUGGUCGUUGGAAACCAGAUAAUGGCUACGGUGCUCCCAGGAAUUCAGUUAAUAAUCGGCUUGUGCCACAGCACAGGCAGCGACAAGAAGCCCACUGCUCCACCACCGCACAAGACGGAUCACGAUCACGUGUUGGAGCACUCGCUGCAUCAAUUAUUGCGUGAAGUGCAUCACAAGAACACCCAUCAUCCGUUUCCCCAUCCCUCUUCCGGACCGUUGGGACCGAGUAAACGUAGAUGCUUAGCAGGCCCGACCGCCGCCGACAGAUACGAGCUUCUAGAAAUGACGAAGAGUCAGACGCUGCUGGAACAAAUCAUCCAACAGGCGCAGCACUUCUUCAUGCGCCUGCGCACGGAAUACGUGCUCGACACGAUAGCGAAGGAGGUGAAGGAUCCCCUUAUCGUUUCGCACUGGAACGCGUUGAACUCGCCGACGCAGUCCUGCGUGAAAAUUAAUAUCCUGACGCACGGAUACGAUAGCGUGUGUCGGACGUCAAUGGUCGUGCACGUCGGCGAGAAGUCGCUCAAGUGCGUGUGUCGCGACGGUAGGGUCAUGCACAUGAGCUACGAACCCCAAGAACUGCGAGACUUGAUUUUCUGUCAGAUCUAUCAGCAUCAGAUAAGCGCGGUACAGGCUCUGGCGAAGUGCAUGGGCUGGCAGUUUCUGGCAAAUAGUUCGCAUCUCGGACUCGGUUCAGUGGAACCUCUAGGAAAUGCCAGUAGCUGCAUUUUAGCCUCACCGAUCGGCGAUAGGAUGAUAGCCGUACGAUGCGAGCCGCAGACGGGCGUGCAAGUCGCUAUUGCUCAUUCCCCCCGAAAGGAUUUCUUCCCCGGCCAACUCGUUCGAGAGAGAAAAUGGGAGAACCUGGGAGGCUCCUUCAAAGAAGUUAGGUGGGACAAGAUGGAAGGGAAGAAUUUCCUCAACAAAAUGGAACUGCUCAUGGCUUCCUUAACGAGCUCCUAAGUGUGUACUGUAUUGCAUUCCAAUUUUGUUAGAAUGCAAUUUUUUCCAAAGUGACACUCGUAACGACGCUGUUUUCUGAAAUAGUUAGGUUCUUGCGGAAAAUACAAAACGUUUUAUGGAUAAACUAUCUUUUUUUUUAUGAAAAAA